CGGGCGGUGGCAGUGCUGGCUGCGUCCCUCCGCGCCCCGAGUCAUUAUGCUGCUUGAAAUACUGCUGACACUGGCCUUUGGGGCAACUGCCUACCUAUACUUCUUUAGGAAGAAGGAGGAGACAUUGCCUAUUGAAGACAGAUGGUGGGGCAGUGGCCAGAAACCUGAUUCCGAAGAAGAUGCAACUGUUCAUCCAUUUAAGGUGGAAACCACAGAUGAAGAGCUGAAUGACUUAUUUAGAAGACUUGAUCAAGCUCGAUUCACAGAACCACUGGAAGACAGUUGCUUCUGCUAUGGCAUUAACUCUGUUUAUCUCAGGAAAGUGGUCUCCUACUGGAGAAAUCAGUUCAACUGGAAGAAGCAAGUGGAAGUUCUUAACAAAUUCCCACAGUUCAAAACUAAGAUAGAUGGCAUCAGUGUCCAUUUUCUUCAUGUAAAGCCUCCCCACCUACCUGAAGGCCACUCUGCAAAGCCAUUGUUAAUGGUUCAUGGCUGGCCUGGCUCAUUCUAUGAGUUCUACAAAGUUAUCCCCCUCUUGACGGAUCCGGCAAGCCACGGCCUGAGUGAUGAACAUAUCUUUGAGGUCAUUUGUCCAUCCAUCCCUGGCUACGGCUUCUCAGAAGCACCACAUAAAAAAGGAUUUGAUUCUGUGUGUGCUGCCUCUAUCUUCUAUAAACUGAUGCUCAGACUGGGAUUCCAUGAAUUCUAUGCUCAAGGAGGGGACUGGGGCUGGCUGAUCUGUACCAACCUGUCUCAGAUCGCUCCCAACCACGUAAAGGGCCUCCACUUAAACCUGGUUUCGGUUUUGAACAUGAGAUUUACGCAGUUGCUGUCCAUUCUGUUGGGCCGCUACUUCCCAGGACUCUUUGGAUUCCAGGAGGAAGAUGUCAAGCGGAUGUUUCCUUUCUUGCAAAAGGGCCUGUAUAAGAUGUUGAUGGAGUCUGGCUAUGCUCACAUUCAAGCUACCAAGCCCGACACUGUUGGCUGUGGCUUGAAUGAUUCACCUGUGGGGCUUGCCGCCUACAUCUUGGAGAAGUUUUCAACAUGGACUGAUCCUGAAUACCGGAAACUGGAGGAUGGAGGACUAGAAAGGAAGUACACUCUGGAUGACCUUCUCACUAACGUCAUGAUCUAUUGGGUGUCGGGCUGCAUGGUUUCUGCCAUGCGUUUCUACAAGGAGAAUAUAGGGAAGGGGAUUGGCACACAGAAACAUGAUAAGCUCCCAGUACGAGUACCAACAGGUAUUGCUUCUUUCCCCAAUGAAGUCAUGCAUACUCCUCUGUCUUGGGCACAGAAGAAGUACACCAAUAUCAUCACUUUCAACUUUAUGCCCCAAGGUGGUCACUUUGCAGCCUUUGAGGAGCCAGAACUUAUGGCUGCAGAUAUUCAGCAAUUCGUAGGGAAAGUGGAAAGGGAAGAAUGCUGGAGAGAAAUGAGGAAAUAACUACUUUGUAGGGUGCUUUUGACUUUCAGCACUUUGAAGCAGGGGUUCCCAAACUGUGUACAUGUACCCCUGCAGGUACGAAAGACAUCUCUGGGAGGUGAACAGGAGAACUUGUGUAAUGGCAAAUUUAAUUUUCAUUAUAA
This is a messenger RNA of Gavialis gangeticus (Gharial), 1587 nucleotides long. It is a transcript of the gene EPHX1, whose product is annotated as epoxide hydrolase 1. The coding region runs from base 47 to 1444 and encodes 465 amino acids. NCBI's taxonomy places the organism in Eukaryota, Metazoa, Chordata, Crocodylia, Gavialidae. The transcript is spliced from 9 exons. Gene Ontology annotation, molecular function: epoxide hydrolase activity. Gene Ontology annotation, biological process: epoxide metabolic process. The record is from RefSeq and is a predicted model, not a curated record.